GAGCCUACAGGGGCUGCCCUUCCACGAUCACCGGUCGCUUUCCAGGCCACGGGAGUAGAAUGGCUCUUCGGUAACGGUCACGAAUCGCUUCAGCCGGCUAAACCACAACGCGUCUCCCUUCAGUUUCCACCAACAAGUGACGCCAGUCUGUUGUAUUCUAAGUUAACUCCAUAAUAAUCGCGAAAAUGACCCCCUGUGCUCCCAAAUAUACCCCAAAGUGAGUCUAAUACAUUUCAGGAUCUGAAAUACAGUGGAUCCAGUAUGACAACCACCAAUGAAAUGCUCCAGUGUAAUUAAAUAAUCAAGAGAUAUUCGGAGUUGUUCGUUCCGGUAGUGCCUGUGGAAUUAAUCAGCGUCAUUUGACAUUUCAGUUGUUACAAAGAGAUUUCCAUUAUCGAUUGUUACGUGAAAGAGGUGGAAAACGAAUAGAAAGUUCACUGGAAGGAUCCAUUAUUUUGAUUCCUCUCCCCAACAUGCACUAUACGCAGGGGUAAAUCAAGAGGCGCCAAAGGAACGACGCGCAGGGCAAAGGGGGAGUGAGUCAAUAACACGAAAAACGUAGUUAGAUAGUGUCUCUAAACAUUAUACAAUCUGAAUUUUUUCGUUUGUCGUUGAUAACUGUCAGGUUAUUUCGGCGAGAGUGUAAACUCCACCACGACCUUGUUUUUUAAUGCCACCGAUACUUCAAUAGUGAUAAACGAUUCUCUGAUAACCGUGCGAUAACAGACGUCAGUGAGAAAAGGAAUAAAUUUUAUAAAUAUAGCAAGACGCGAGAGGUGAACGGUAGCACAAUGUGUCUCGUGAGAUCGAUGAGGAAGUCUCGGACUCACAGUGCUCUGGGAAUAUUUCACUUCCCGGAAGGCGUAAUUCUGGCGUGAAAUAAAAAAAAGAAUAUAGAUCCUGUGAUUAAUGAAGUUUUUUUCAUUCUCGGGAAACUGAGAAUAAUAUUGAUUGAGAAAUUAUGACGGAUUUAUUGAUUGGAAUGGCCGGAAAUGGUUUUCACAACAGCAAUGGAACUCCAUCGAGCAAUGGUGAUGUCGUAUAUCGAACGAGAAAUCCAGGAAUUUACAGAAAUUCGGAGAUGAGACACUCGAGGAGUGAGGACAUACUGGGGGGUAGUGGAACAGGUGCACCAACGAGAACACCGAGUCCACUACUCCAUGAUCAGACGUGCGCCUCUGAGGAUGAUCUCGUGGCAUCCAGUGCACUCAGAGAUGCCUCGUCCACGUCGAAUCUACUGCAAGGGAGUCACAGCUUCUGUCCUUACAACAGGAGAGCCACUGCCUCACCUCCUCCAAAUUUUGCGACUGAUAGAAUUGACCCGGAGGACUCGAUUCGUGACAUUGUCAGUGAAAACGAUCUCUACAGAUUCGUGCUAUUUAAACGUCACUAUGACAAAUACAUCGCACUCUCGGAGAAAUACGAGGAGUCCCGUGGUAUCACAUACUACCUGGAGGAGCGUUAUCACGAGGUCAAGGCCGAGAAAGAUAGACUCGAGGAAACAACAAAAGCACUGGAGAAACGUCUUGAAGGCCGUGAGACAGAGUUACGUGACAAAGAGGAGGAAUUAUUUUUGCAUUUGGAACGUAGUCUACGUCUUGACGAUGAGAUUGAACGUCUCAAGACAGAGCGUGAUGCCUGUAAUGCAGCACGUGAGCAGUUGGAGAAAGAGCAGACCUCGGCGCUCCGUCAGUUACAGUUGCAAGCAACGCAGAAUGAAAUAACUAGGAGGAAUCUCGAGAGAGCGAGACAGGACGUCGUCAGGCAGGCGACCGUCAUUCGUGCUGAACGCGAUGCACUGGAACGCGAGAACGUCGUUUUGAAGGAAAAACUGAGAGUUGAGCAGGUGGAAUUGGGCGCUGAGAGACGGAGGAGGGAGGAGGGAAUAGCAGUAUUAACGCAUGAAGCAACAACUUUGAGGCAUGCAGCACGUCAUCUGCGUGCCGCUGCACUUCAUGCCACCUCCUGUCGUCGACGCAGAAGGUGCUCAGUAUGUUUGUACGCCAAACGUACAUUCGCUGAGGCUGACGAUUACCAGGAUGAUGGAAAAUUAUUCAAGUGUCUACAAGCACCACUACAAGAUCUACGAACUUGGCUACGACCGGGUCCGCUGCCCUCGACUUCCUCAUCCAGUGGAUUACGUACCAGCUCACCAAUGGACCGUGGAAUUAGUUACAUCGAUGACUCGUCAAGCAGCUCUGAGGAUGAGGAAUUUGCUGAUACACCAAUGGCUGAGGUCUCUCUGUCAAGUACAAAUUCUGGUGUACCACCAGCAUCGCGUGCAUUCUCAUCGGAUUCUGGGUAUGUGCCUGAUCCCAUGGCAUCAAAUGGUGCUACACCGAUAACACCAACGAGUUCGCCAAUAGAGCCUGAUUUUUCUUCGUGUAGUUUUUCAUCAGAAAUUGGCGAUCGGAGAUCACGUUCAUACGAGCCCGGUGGCAGUAGUCGCAAGAUCAGUGAGUCAACGAGCAGUGAGACUGAUACACAGAGAGCAGCAGCAUUUACGAGAUCCAAGUGGACAUCGUCUUUUCGCCGACUGCUUGGAAAGAAAUCCAAGGGCAAGCACAACGAGAAUAAAACAAAUUAAUAUUUUUCAUUUUUUGUAUUUUUGCAGAGAAACGGUGAAACGAUUUUUUUAGUUUUUAAUCCUUCUUGAGUAUCGCUUUUUUUUAAUGAUCUACAUUUACAAAGAACAAUCUUUGAAUUCUUCCUCUUGAAAGGACUGCUUUUCAACACAAAUGUGCAAUCAACAAGUGCUGAAUCUAACGGCCGAAACACGAGCUCGACAAUUUCGUUGUUGAUCGCAUUUUUCAAUGACUCGAACAAAAAUAGUGAUCUAAGAAGACGUCAGUUUGCCACUUCACUGAUAACAUUUUUUAUUUUCCCUUUUCGUCAAUUUGAGCAUUUUUGGGGGAGUUUCAAUUGGACAGAUUUUUUUACAUCGUUCAACAGUAAUACACUUAUUCAGGGUGCAAUUCACUUCUCGGGGUUUUAAAUAACCCAUAAGAACCAAAUUCAUUGAUACUGCCAGUUAAUCGGGGAUGAAUUUUAAUCCUAUGUUAUGCGCUAGUAGAAAUUCUCUAGGGGACAUAUGUAGCCUUCAUUAUCUUGCCGAAUGUACUUGCACACAGGAUGACUGACUCAUUUAAGAGUCACUCUAAGGUUUAAGACUGGUUUAGUUAUUAGUUAUUAAAACGUGUUCCAGAUACUUAGGGAUUUUAAUGCAAUUAAUGAUAAAUUCAGGUCAGUAGUUUGUGCUAAUUAAUAAUACUUGAGAUAUUUAAAAUUAUUAGAGAGGGUGGGAUUGAUUUUUAAGGAGGAAUUGACAAGAUUCUUUUCAUAAUUUAUUGAUUCCAUAUUUUACGAUAAAAUUCCCAAGGGUUUAUGAUACGUUGAGAUAUUUGAAUAUUAAACAAGUUGACUUUAAUUAUCAAGAUAUAUUAUUAUUGGGUUUGUUGAGGGCCCGUGAGAAUUGAUAUUUAUGUACAUAUUCAUAAUUUAUGUAUGUUCAAUCGACUGUGACGUGAAGAGUUCAUUCCAAUAUUUUAAAACAGGGUGCCAAAAAUGGAAUUAAUAAACUAGCACAAAUCAGGCACAAUUAUAUCGUAAAAUAGAUUGUAAUUACUGAAAUACACCGAGGUAAUUUGUCCGUCGAUAAAUAAUUAAUUAUGGAAUUAAAUGUAACUUGAGGUUCCUUGAAACGUAAAAUGCUCAGUCAAUAAAAAUCUCUGCCAUCCUCGACACUACGAGGAUGUUCCCAGAGGAUAGGUAUAUUGGCAAAUUUGUUUACAGAUUUAAAAACGAUCAAUAACGUACAUGUUUUUCGGUAUACAGCAAAAUGAGUGUUAACGAUGUUACUGUUAAUCGAUUAAUUAAGUAUCCACAAACUGAUGGGCAAAUUGUGUUAUCCCGUAUAGAAAAUAUCACUGUAACAUUGUAUUUUUAAUGAUGCAAAAGUGCGGGUAUUCUUGACAACAUUCCAUGAGAAAUUAUAUCUGAAAUAAAUGAAUAGUUAUGUCGAUGAUUUUCAAACGAA
This is a messenger RNA of Diachasmimorpha longicaudata, 4036 nucleotides long. RefSeq lists its product as uncharacterized. The coding region runs from base 962 to 2587 and encodes 541 amino acids. Lineage: Eukaryota; Metazoa; Arthropoda; Insecta; Hymenoptera; Braconidae. The record is from RefSeq and is a predicted model, not a curated record. The transcript has 5 exons.